AUGAAUUCAAGUGGCGAUGAUGAGGAGAUGAAGAAGUUGGGGAAUGGAGUUGUGGGAAUUCUAGCUGAAACAGUGAACAAGUGGGAGAGACGAACACCAUUGACGCCGUCGCAUUGCGCUCGGCUACUACACGGUGGCAAAGACAGAACCGGCGUUUCCCGGAUUGUGGUCCAGCCAUCUGCUAAGCGUAUCCAUCACGAUGCACUCUACGAAGAUGUCGGAUGUGAAAUCUCUGAUGAUCUCUCUGAUUGCGGGCUUAUACUCGGAAUCAAACAACCCGAGUUAGAAAUGAUUCUACCGGAGAGAGCAUAUGCUUUCUUUUCCCACACUCACAAGGCACAGAAAGAAAACAUGCCCUUGUUGGAUAAAAUUAUGUCAGAGAGAGUGACGUUGUGUGAUUAUGAGCUCAUAGUUGGGGAUCAAGGGAGAAGACUAUUGGCAUUUGGUAGAUAUGCAGGCAGAGCUGGUCUUGUUGACUUCUUACACGGCCUUGGACAGAGAUACUUAAGUCUUGGAUACUCAACACCUUUCCUCUCUCUGGGAUCAUCAUAUAUGUACUCCUCAUUGGCUGCAGCAAAAGCAGCUGUGAUUUCUGUAGGUGAAGAAAUUGCAAGCCAGGGAUUGCCUUUAGGAAUCUGCCCUCUUGUCUUUGUCUUCACCGGAACAGGCAACGUUUCUCUUGGGGCACAAGAAAUAUUCAAGCUUCUUCCUCACACUUUUGUUGAACCAAGCAAGCUUCCGGAACUAUUUGUUAAAGACAAAGGAAGUAGCCAAAAUGGGAAAUCAACAAAGCGAGUCCAUCAAGUAUACGGUUGUAUCAUUACCAGCCAAGACAUGGUUCAACACCAAGAUCCAUCAAAGUCGUUUGACAAAGCCGACUAUUAUGUACAUCCGGAACACUACAAUCCAGUUUUCCACGAGAAGAUCGCUCCGUAUACAUCUGUUCUUGUAAACUGUAUGUACUGGGAGAAGAGGUUUCCUCGACUCCUGAGCAUCAAACAGAUUCAAGAUUUAACAACAAGAGGAUGUCCACUAGUGGGAAUAUGCGAUAUAACUUGUGACAUCGGUGGCUCCAUCGAGUUUGUUAACCGAGCUACGUUAAUCGACUCCCCUUUCUUUAGGUUUAAUCCUUGGAACAAUUCAUACUACGAUGACAUGGAUGGUGAUGGCGUACUCUGCAUGGCCAUUGACAUUCUACCUACAGAAUUUGCAAAAGAGGCAUCUCAGCAUUUUGGAGAUAUUCUUUCGGAAUUUGUUGGUAGUUUGGCUUCGAUGAGUGAAAUGGCAGAUCUACCGGAGCAUUUGAAGAGGGCUUGCAUAAGCUAUAGAGGAGAGUUGACAUCUUUGUAUGAGUAUAUCCCACGUAUGAGGAAGUCUGAUCCAGAAGAGGCACAAGACAACAUCGCCAAUGGGGUCUCCAUCCAAAAGACAUGUAACAACAUAUUGGUGAGUUUUGAAGAAGUUAAGGUAUCUCUAAGUGGACACCUGUUUGAUAAGUUUCUGAUAAACGAAGCUCUGGAUAUGAUCGAAGCGGCCGGUGGCUCAUUUCAUUUGGCUAAAUGUGAACUGGGGCAGAGCGCCGAUGCUGAGUCAUACUCAGAACUUGAAGUUGGUGCGGAUGAUAGAAAAGUAUUGGAUCAAAUCAUUGAUUCAUUAACUCGACUAGCUAAUCCAGAUAAAGAUAGAGAAACAAAUAAGAUUUCACUCAAGAUUGGAAAAGUCCAGCAAGAAAACGUUGUAAAAGAGAAGCCUGAAGAAGAAGAAGAAGAAGAAGAAAUGACUAAGAAAUCAUCAGCGGUUUUGAUUCUUGGCGCUGGACGUGUGUGUCGCCCGGCUGCUGAGUUCUUAGCUUCAGUCAGAACCAUUUCGUCACAGCAAUGGUACAAAACUUAUUUGGGAACAGAACAAACAGAUGUUCGUGUGAUUGUCGCUUCUCUCUAUCUUAAGGAUGCCAAAGAGACGGUUGAAGGUAUUUCAGACGUAGAAGCUGUUCAGCUAGAUGUGUCAGAUAGUGAAAGCCUUCUUAAGUAUGUUUCUCAGGUUGAUGUUGUCCUGAGUUUAUUACCUGCAAAUUGUCAUGCUGUUGUAGCAAAGACAUGCAUUGAGCUGAAGAAGCAUCUCGUCACUGCUAGCUAUGUGGAUGAUGAAACAUCCAUGUUACAUGACAAGGCUAAAAGUGCUGGGAUAACUAUUCUUGGUGAAAUGGGACUGGACCCUGGAAUCGAUCACAUGAUGGCGAUGAAGAUGAUCAACGAGGCUCAUAUAAGAAAAGGGAAAGUGAAGUCUUUCACCUCUUACUGUGGUGGACUUCCCUCUCCUGCUGCAGCAAACAAUCCAUUAGCAUACAAAUUUAGCUGGAAUCCUGCUGGAGCAAUUCGAGCUGGUCGUAAUCCGGCCAAAUACAAAAUCAACGGAGACAUAAUACAUGUUGAUGGGGAGAAUCUGUAUGAUUCAGCCACAAGAUUCCGAGUACCAAAUCUUCCAGCUUUUGCAUUGGAGUGUCUUCCCAACCGGAACUCCUUGGUUUACGGGGAGCAUUAUGGGAUCGAGAGCGAAGCAUCAACGAUCUUUCGUGGAACCCUCAGAUAUGAAGGGUUUAGUAUGAUAAUGGCAACACUUGCAAAACUCGGAUUCUUUGACAAUGAAACAAAUCAAGUACUCUCCACUGGAGAGAAGAUUACGUUUGGUGAUCUUUUAAGUAACAUUACGAAAAAGGACGCAGACAAUGAAUCUGAGCCUCUAGCGAGAGAAGAAGAGAUCAGCGAGAGAAUGAUCAAGCUUGGACAUUCCAAGGAGACUGCAACAAAAGCUGCCAAAACAAUUGUAUUCUUGGGGUUCAACGAAGAGAGGGAGAUUCCAUCAUCGUGUAAAAGUGUAUUCGAUGCAACAUGUUACCUAAUGGAAGAGAAACUAGCUUAUUCAGGAAACGAGCAGGACAUGGUGCUUCUGCAUCACGAAGUAGAAGUAGAAUUCCCUGAAAGCAAACGCACAGAGAAGCACACUGCGACUCUCUUGGAAUUUGGGGAAAUCAAGAACGGGCAAGCAACUACUGCUAUGGCUAAAACCGUUGGGAUCCCUGCAGCCAUUGGAGCUCUGCUGUUAAUUGAAGACAAGAUCAAGACAAGAGGAGUGUUAAGGCCUCUCGAACCAGAGGUUUAUUUGCCAGCUUUGGAUAUACUGAAAGCAUAUGAGAUCAAGAAAAUGGACAAGAACAGCGGACAAUCUGGCAAUGCAGCACAAAGCAGUGGCAAUGGAUCCGGUCCAUCUGGUUCGGCGAAUAUGGUGGCACCGGGGACUGGUGGUGUGGUUCAGAUACCUCGUGAUGCUUUCGAAGCAAAUACCAAAGCGCAUUUUGACAAUCUUCAUGCCAAGGACAAGGCAACUAAGUGA
Messenger RNA from Microthlaspi erraticum, 3390 nucleotides. The record is from the annotation of a GenBank genome assembly. NCBI's taxonomy places the organism in Eukaryota, Viridiplantae, Streptophyta, Magnoliopsida, Brassicales, Brassicaceae.